AUGGCUGAAUGGUUCAAUGAUAUUUCGUCGUCUUCAUCCGACGGGAUUACCCAAGAAAUCAUGGAUGUCAUCGUGGAGUCAAAAGAAGCGGUUGCUCAAUUUUUCACCCAACUGGAGCCGGAACGUGUUAUUCACAACCGAACUUACGUUUAUUGUGAUCAUGAGGCUGUUCAUCUACGUCUUAUGCAAGACUACUUCAACAACAAUCCGAUGUACAGGCCAACAUUUUUUCAACUGCGUUUUCGAAUGCAGAAGGAGCUAUCCUUGCACAUCGUCGAUGCUGUGCAAGGUGAAGAUGGUUACUUUCGAAUGAGCCAUGAUGCUGCGGGCCGAGACUCUCUCACGCCUUUGCAGAAAUGCAUGGUGGCUAUCUGCCAAUUAGCCAUCGUCGUUAGUGCGGAUACUUUCGAUGAGUAUCUCAAGGUCGCUGACACAACGGGACAUCUAUGCCUAAAGAAAUUCUGCAAAGCUGUCAUCCGGGCAUACGAAGCCGAGUAUCUUCGAUGUCCUACGGCGGCGGAUGUCCAACGGCUUCAUUAG
Salvia miltiorrhiza (redroot sage) is the source of this 540-nucleotide messenger RNA. RefSeq lists its product as uncharacterized. NCBI's taxonomy places the organism in Eukaryota, Viridiplantae, Streptophyta, Magnoliopsida, Lamiales, Lamiaceae. The transcript has a single exon. The record is from RefSeq and is a predicted model, not a curated record. The coding region runs from base 1 to 540 and encodes 179 amino acids.